AUGACUAAUGAAAAAUAUAAUUAUAUUUAUGAAAUCCCAUCUUCUGUGAUAUGGGAAUUGUCAAAUUUAUUAGAUAGUGGUAAUAUAUGGAAACAACUAGCUUUACAUGCACCUACAAUUACAUAUAGAGAUGUUGAAGCUUGUACAAAAUAUGGAAUAACAGGUAGUCCAACAGAAGCUAUUAUGAGAAUAUUAGGAAGUAAAGGAUAUACAAUAUCUGAUUUAUAUAAGAUAUUAGCAAGAGGUGGUUUUAUUGAAUGUAUGAAACAUUUAAAAGAUUAUGUUCCAAAAGAAUUACAUGUAUUAGAUAAAUUACAUAUUGAGAGAAAUGAUAAUAAUAAGACAGAAAGUACGCGUAAUAUAGAAGCAUUUUUACCAAAACUAUCUGGUUCAAUAAUUCCAAUUAAUAUAUCUAUAACAGGCAAAAAUUGUAUAGACAAAGAUUUAUAUAAUUUUAAAGAUGUUUCUGUUUCAAUAAAAUCUAGUAUUGAAAAUACUUUAACGGUUAAUUAUCAAGAGUUGUUAAUAGCAACAGAAAAUUUUUCUGAUACACAAAUAUUAGGAAAAGGUGGUUAUGGUAUUGUAUAUAGGGGUUGUUGGAAACAUAUUGAUGUUGCUGUUAAAAGAAUUAUGCCACGAAAACAAUCAUUAGGAAGAAAAAAAGAAAAUGAAAAAUUUACACAAAGUUUUCAAGAAUUAAAAACAUUAACAAAAUAUAGACAUGAUAAUAUUUUACCACUUUAUGGUUUUUCAAUGGAUGGACCUGAACCAUGUUUAGUUUAUCAAUAUAUGGCAAAUGGAUCAGUAGAAGAUCGUUUGUUAUGUAGAAAUAAUACAGAUCCUUUAACAUGGGAACAACGUUUUUCUAUUGCUAAAGGUAUUGUUAGAGCAUUAAAUUUUUUACAUUCAAUACCAAAAAAUGCAAUUAUUCAUAGAGAUGUUAAAACAGCAAAUAUUUUAUUAAGUCAAUUUAUGGAACCUAAAUUAGGUGAUUUUGGUUUAAGUAGAGAUGUUUAUGGAGAAAAUAAUGAUAGUGUAACAUCACCAUUAAUUGUUUCACAUAUUAAAGGUACAAUGGCAUAUUUACCUCCUGAAUAUAUAAAUAAUAGAAUAAUAUCAACAAAAUUAGAUGUAUAUAGUUUUGGAAUAGUUUUAUUAGAACUUGCUACUGGUUUACGUCCUUAUUCUGAAACUCAGACACCACAUGGAUUAAUUGAUUAUGUUUUACAUCAUAAAAAAAUAUUAUCUCAUAACAACGUAUAUGUAAGUGAAUUUUUAGUUGAUCGUCGUUUGCAAACUACUGAAUGUUUUGAUAUAUUUAACAAACUUUUGUAUGUUGGUCUUUUAUGCGGAGAAAGAAAUAUUGAUAAACGUCCUGAAAUUGAUGUUGUCUCAAGAGAAUUAUUAGAAUAA
Messenger RNA from Strongyloides ratti, 1413 nucleotides. Its product is annotated as Interleukin-1 receptor-associated kinase 4. The transcript has 2 exons. Gene Ontology annotation, biological process: protein phosphorylation. The record is from RefSeq and is a predicted model, not a curated record. The coding region runs from base 1 to 1413 and encodes 470 amino acids. Gene Ontology annotation, molecular function: ATP binding; protein kinase activity. NCBI's taxonomy places the organism in Eukaryota, Metazoa, Nematoda, Chromadorea, Rhabditida, Strongyloididae.